This is a messenger RNA of Trypanosoma grayi, 315 nucleotides long. RefSeq lists its product as hypothetical. The transcript has a single exon. NCBI's taxonomy places the organism in Eukaryota, Euglenozoa, Kinetoplastea, Trypanosomatida, Trypanosomatidae. The record is from RefSeq and is a predicted model, not a curated record. Bases 1 to 315 code for a protein of 104 amino acids.
AUGAACUCGCUGCCGGAGUCAAACAUGACGCGGAGCAGACAUCCCAGCGUGCCCACCGCCACAUUCAGUAGCGCACCGACGCACACAGAACCGAAGCUCGUUGUCGUCGCAUGCACCAAUGACGUCCACGUGGGGGUCUGCGGCAUGCUGUCCUCGCCGGCGAAGUACCACAUUCCCACCACACCCGCCGUCGUGACGCAUACCACGCCUGAGAGCACGUGUGCGAGCCAGCACAGGGCGAACACCGCGAUGGGAGCGAAGAUGCGGUCGUACAUGGACAGUUGCCCGCCUAACAGCCGCGUCGUGACGGACUGA